Onychostoma macrolepis is the source of this 1947-nucleotide messenger RNA. It is a transcript of the gene bmf2, whose product is annotated as BCL2 modifying factor 2. The transcript is spliced from 4 exons. NCBI's taxonomy places the organism in Eukaryota, Metazoa, Chordata, Actinopteri, Cypriniformes, Cyprinidae. Gene Ontology annotation, cellular component: myosin complex. The coding region runs from base 170 to 802 and encodes 210 amino acids. Gene Ontology annotation, biological process: positive regulation of apoptotic process; negative regulation of autophagy; apoptotic process. The record is from RefSeq and is a predicted model, not a curated record.
CAAUACCAAAUCUCGAGCGGUGGGCGCAGAAUGAAAGCGGAGCGAGUUCGUGUUAGUAAAUACAAGCAGAGUGAAGACGGAAUAAAAGAGCGCUGACACAAAAAGCGGAAUAAAAGCAGCACUGACACACACAUUCAAGCACUGGCGGGCGGUUUUGCUGACUCCGCCGAUGGAUGAUGAGGAGGACGAACAGCUUCCUCACUGCUGUGAAACACCGCUAAGAAACAAGAGCUCAGAGAACAGAGACGGCCCACGAGGAGAGGUGGAACAAACGGCUAACAGACACAGACGCUUUGAAGACAGAUCUACGCAGACUGCCAGCUCUGUGCUGAAUUCAGCGAGAGACGGAGAUAUGGCACCAUUCCAGGGUUUAGAGAGAGAUGCAUCAUCUCCCUGCGGAGCUGUGGAUGCCAGGACUGCAUUUGGGGCUAACUGUGGAACUGGGGGCCUUGCGUCACUUACUAUGGCCCCUGGGGCCCCAGAAGGGCCAAGAGCACUUUUUCAUGGAAAUGCUGGAUUUCGUGCACACUUCCCCGCACUGUUCGAACCCGUCCCGGAUGGCACACAAAACACAGAAGAGGACGAAGGGAGAGCAGAAGAAAAGGAAGACGAACAUGACGUGGGAAUUAGUGUGGAGAUUCAGAUCGGACGUAAACUGCGUGAAAUGGGGGAUCAGUUUCAGCAGGAACAUCUUCAGCUGUUCACUCAAAGGGGCCAGAUGGGUUUGUUCCAGCUAGUGACGACACUCUACAACUUCCUUUUUCCUCAAGAAAGACCCCAAAAUGCAAGAGCCCAGAGAUGAGUGGCCACGGAGCACCUGUUCAGGACCCAAAUGAGUUUAACACAGCACUGUAAGAUGCGCAGAUCUGGAUUUACACGGCUCAAAAGAAGGUUGCCGCUGGUCGGAGACUUCCCUCCUUUUUCUGAAGAAGCCAUUCUCAAAUUGGAGCGUUGGAGGAAAUUUUCUGCAGGUUGCAUAUCAAUAUGAAGAUAUUAAUAUUCUGCCUUAUGUUUCCCCAACACGUUCGCACAUGAGCGGAUCUCAGCGCCUUAAUAAAACCCUCAGAAAACGAAAGAACUGCUUUAAUAGGCAACAAGCUGUGAGAAUACUCGAGGUCAACGGCAUAUGAGUAUUUGUGCUUACUUUAAUACACCUACUGAACUCCGACGCAUCCCAGAACAGACUCUUCAUCUUUCUCUGCUGGUGUAUCACGGCUUAUGCUUGAUUCACUGCUGGUAACAGUGUUGUUUGGACAGAGUUGAAAGACAGAGUGGAUGUGAUAAGAUGCAGAGGCCAGUAACAUCAUAGAGGACCGACACAGAACUGAAAAAACUUUGUUUAAAUGCAGAAAAACAACUUGAAGAUCAGGUUUAAUACCUGUUUAACAAUAAUGAGCCAUUUCUGAGAACACAGAGACAAAUAUGAAUUUUGUGAUUUUAAAAGGGUCAUUUUUUCUUAUUAAGGGAGAGUGUACCAUACAAUUAUUUACAACAAUUUUACCCUUCUGAAAUAUUAGUUUGCCUUAAUGAAUUCUACUGUUCUGCUGUCAUACAUCACAGGCUUCACAUAACGACAUGAUUUCUCUCAGGCACUGAAGUAUUACUUGAGAUAUCAGUGUUUAAAGCAUCUCCUCAGUAAUUGGUGACAUUCAAAAUGUGCUCAAAGAGCAAUACACCAAAUCAUAUUUUACAGUACAACUCAAGCGAUAAAUGCAAUCAAUAAUAUCUAAUCAAAUCUACAAGUUACCAUAUAAGAACCUAUUAAAGUUCUAGCAAGAGUUGUGUUGGUAUAUAUAUAUAUAUGUCAAACAAUAGUUAUUAUAAAGAGGUCUUUAUUACUGUAAAUGUCUUAAGAGUGUCCUCUGGGUAGCGUAAAUAUGCUUUAAUUAAAGGGUCAGUUCGCACAGAAAUUAAUAUUAUGUAAAUCUCUCACUCACCCUCAUGUCA